CCCCCUCCCGGCCCGACCCUCUGCUUAUCGACAUCUUGCAUCGAAGCGUCGCGACUGCGCUGAACAGGUGCAAGACGCAUCGCGAGAUCACAACACAACUCCAGGAUGGCAGCCCCGGGAGCAGCAAGGCCCGAGGUGGGCGACAUUUUGUUGGUCAUUCAUGACUUCACUGCCCGAAGUUCCGAUGAAUUGACCCUGGCAAAGGGGGAUCGAGUCGAACUGGUCGAGAGGGAUGAUGAGUUUGGUGACGGCUGGUUUCUGGGGAAGCACUUGACCAACGGGAACAGCGGCCUCUUUCCAGAAGUCUAUACUCGCCCUGCGCCUAAGAACACUACCACCGCAAUUCCUUCGAAACCACCUGCUAAAGCCCCAGAACCACAAGCCACUCCAACACAACCUACCCCCGCAGCGGUCUCGUCCGAGCAAGCUCAGCCUUCGUCGUUACCGGCCCAGUCAAGCCCAACCCCGCCACCAUUGACAUCAGUCAGCGUGCCCAACGUCGCAGCCAUAAGUAACCCUCAGGCCACGUCUGGGAUCGGGCAUCCCGCCCUCCACGAGACACUAAACGUUAUUGACGAACAUAUCGACGACUUGCGUUUGGGCCCGGGCAAUGGUAGCUCGCGGACGAUUAACGACUCUGGGAGCGAAUACAGUUCACACAUAGGUCACAGGCUAUCCUACAUCCAGGGCGAGGAGACGGACGAAGAAGAAGAGGGCACUCAUUCUCGUCUCGAGGUGGAAUCCUGGAAUCCCGACCAGGUUGCCGAGUACCUCUUCACAUCGGGCGUCGAAAAGCACCACUGCGAGGUCUUCCGAGACCAGGAGAUCUCCGGAGAAGUGCUGCUGGGUAUGGACCAGACGUCGCUCUUCAUCAAGGCCUUUGAUCUUGGCUCUGUCGGGAGGCGCUUGAAGACCUGGCAAAAGAUCAAGUCUCUACAGGACGAAGUCAGUGGUCUCGUUGGGCGGAGGGGAACGCUGUCCUACGGCAGUGAAGCGGGCUCUGACGGCGGAGGAAGGAGAACAAGGAGUCGAAAUAAUACGGUUACUGGCUCGAUCGGCUCCAUCAGCAAGCUACCGCCUAUCGACGAUAGGCCUCUGUCGCAGCAGAAGCGCCGGUCCAUCGCAUCAACGCCCAAGCUCGACCCUACUGCCGUGCCCGGGUCUCCAGCGUCACAGAGGAUACUGGACAGCCCGACGAGACCCAAUCACGAGAAGCGACCGUCGGCUGCCUCUGUCCGCGACCUUCACCAUUCGAGGAGGCAUUCGUCUACCGAGUUUCGGAUUUCCAGCACAGCCAUUGGAAAUGUUGCCAGCUCUACCCCGAAGCUGAUGUCUAGCGGAACUUUUCCUCUGGCAGAGCAGGCUCAUAAGAAGCAACCCUCCUUUGACAGGAAUUGGACACUUGGGGGUGCUUCAGUUUCAAAUAGACCGGUCUCUGGCUCGAGGCCGCUCUCUGGUACUGGCUUCCUAGCAGCCGACGCCGAGCUGCAGGACUCGGCUGUCGAUCUCGACCGGGGCUACUUCUCCAGCACGGAGGGUGGAAAGCCCCGGAACGUACUGAAAAAACGUGAUAGUGUGGCUUCACACAGCCGCAAUACAAGUUACACAGAAGAGCAGAGGGUGAGGAGCGCAACUGCCAUGGCGCGGCACUC
Cryphonectria parasitica EP155 is the source of this 1652-nucleotide messenger RNA. RefSeq lists its product as uncharacterized. NCBI's taxonomy places the organism in Eukaryota, Fungi, Ascomycota, Sordariomycetes, Diaporthales, Cryphonectriaceae. The record is from RefSeq and is a predicted model, not a curated record. Gene Ontology annotation, biological process: actin cytoskeleton organization. The annotation marks the transcript as partial. The transcript is spliced from 3 exons. Gene Ontology annotation, cellular component: plasma membrane. Gene Ontology annotation, molecular function: protein binding.